GAGAAGUCGAAACUAAUUGUAGGCAUCCAAAAUAAACUGCGGAAGGGCUCUUUUGAGGAAUCUGAUAUGUGGGAGGAGCACGAGAAAAAUGUGACCGCAAUCAAGAAUGCACCGGCUGGGCUUUGCAUUAAUGAUUAUACUGUUAUUACGGUAUUCAUAUCAUCUGCCAAUUUCAAGGGAAACAUUGCUGACUACUGUAAAAAGCCUCUAAAAGACUGUCUUAUGAUAUAUCGGCAUAACUUUGAAGACUUUUUUGGGCAUGUCCUCAGCUGCCGUGCUGCUGUGCAAAUUUCUAGAGAAUGUAAUCCAAAUUUUACUCCUCCAGAUCGUUGGUUAUCAGUAUCAACAAAGGUACCAGAUCAUAUUGUAGAACAAGUCCCUAAAAAAGGCCUUUACGUUCACCUCAAGAUGUGUACAUCUCGAUCCAUGGUUUCAAAGCUACCCAAACGAUAUUGA
This is a messenger RNA of Paraglomus brasilianum, 456 nucleotides long. NCBI's taxonomy places the organism in Eukaryota, Fungi, Glomeromycota, Glomeromycetes, Paraglomerales, Paraglomeraceae. The record is from the annotation of a GenBank genome assembly.